This is a messenger RNA of Cottoperca gobio, 2301 nucleotides long. RefSeq names its product kelch-like family member 7 (gene klhl7). NCBI's taxonomy places the organism in Eukaryota, Metazoa, Chordata, Actinopteri, Perciformes, Bovichtidae. Bases 28 to 1920 code for a protein of 630 amino acids. Gene Ontology annotation, cellular component: Cul3-RING ubiquitin ligase complex. The transcript is spliced from 12 exons. Gene Ontology annotation, biological process: protein ubiquitination. Gene Ontology annotation, molecular function: protein binding. The record is from RefSeq and is a predicted model, not a curated record.
GUAUUUUAAUUUCACUGAAGAGAUUACAUGAAUCAGGCUGACAUGACGGGGGUGGCCUCUCCAGAGAAGGCUGCAAGCACCAAGAAGAAGAGCGAGAGGAAGAGUGCCAUCAAGGAGGAGUACAGACAGCUGUCUAGCAUCAUGGAAGUCAUCAACAACCUGAGGAAACAGGGUACACUCUGUGAUGUGACCCUGGUGGUUCAGGGGAAACGCUUUCCUGCCCACAGAGUAGUGUUGGCUGCUGCCAGCCACUUCUUUAGUCUCAUGUUCACCACCAGAAUGAUGGAGUCGAUGUCCCACGAGGUGGAGCUCAAGAGUGCCGAGCCCGAGAUCAUUGAAAUGUUGAUUGAAUUUAUCUACACGGCUCGGAUCUCUGUGAAUAGCAGUAACGUCCAGUCGUUGCUUGAUGCAGCCAACCAGUACCAGAUUGAGCCUGUGAAGAAGAUGUGUGUGGAGUUCCUCAAAGCACAAAUUGAUGCAACAAACUGCCUUGGUAUUUCCUCCCUGGCAGACUGUAUGGACUGUCCCGAGCUGAAGGCAGCAGCAGAGGACUUCUUCGAGCUCCACUUCACUGAAGUCUACAAACUGGACGAGUUCCUGCAACUGAAUGUUACACAGCUCACACACCUACUGCACCAUGACAAACUCACAGUCCGUGCUGAGGCCCAGAUCUAUGACGCAGCAAUGCGCUGGCUUAAGUACGAUGUGUGUAACAGACAGCAGUACAUGGUGGAGGUGUUUGGGUGCGUUCGCUUUCCUUUGGUGUCCAAAACCUUCCUCUCCAAGACGGUGCAGGGUGAGCCCCUCAUCCAGGACAACCCACAGUGCCUCAAGAUGGUCAUCAGUGGGAUGCGCUACCACCUGCUGUCCAUGGAGGAUCGGGAGGAUCUGGGAGAGAGCAGCCGGCCGCGACGCAAGAAGCACGACUACCGCAUCGCUCUGUUUGGAGGCUCCCAGCCUCAGUCCUGCCGCUACUUCAACCCCAAGGAUUCCGCCUGGACAGACAUCCGCUGCCCCUUCGAGAAGCGCCGGGACGCUUCAGCUAUCUUCUGGGAUAAUGUUGUCUACAUCCUGGGUGGCUCACAGCUCUUCCCCAUCAAGCGUAUGGACUGCUACAACGUCCUGAAGGACAGCUGGUACUCCAAGCUGGGUCCGCCCACACCUCGCGACAGCCUGGCCGCCUGCGCUUCCCAGGGCAAGAUCUACACAUCUGGGGGGUCGGAAGUGGGCAGCUCUGCCCUCGACCUUUUCGAAUGCUACGACACAAGAACAGAGUCUUGGCAGGUGAAAACCAGCAUGCUGACGGCUCGCUGCAGCCACGGCUCAGUGGAGGCCGACGGGCUCAUAUACGUCUGUGGAGGCACGGUGGGCAACAACAUGUCUGGCAGGGUCCUCAACAACUGCGAGGUUUACGACCCCAGCACUCAAAAAUGGAAGGAGUUGUGUGGAAUGAAAGAGGCCAGGAAGAACCAUGGGCUGGUGGUGGUCAACAGCAGGAUCUAUGCUGUUGGAGGGCAGGGGGCACUGGGUGGCCUGGACUCUGUGGAGUACUACAACAUUGCCAGCAAUGAGUGGCAUGCCGCUUCAGCCAUGUCAUGGCGAGGUGUAACAGUGAAGUGUGCAGCAGUCGGUGAGGUCAUCUAUGUGCUGGCAGGGUUUCAAGGUGUGGGCCGGCUCGGACAAGUCCUGGAGUACCACAUUGAUACAGACAAGUGGGUGACUUGCAGCAAGGUGCGAGCGUUUCCCGUCACCAGCUGCCUGAUCUGCGUGGUCGACACGUGUGGAGUCAACGAAGACGAAGACAUGGACCUCAUAGACUCUCAGUCAAAUGCCGCAGCUGCUGCCUCUGCCUCUUCGUCUGCCUCAACCUCGUCGUCUGCCUCAACCUCGUCGUCUGCCUCAACCUCAUCAUCCUCAUAGGACAAGAAGAAGAUUCCGUAUAUGUUAAGUUGUGACGUUUGAUGACACUUCAGGCCUCCAGUUGACAGUGGCGCUGAUUUUCAUAAAGCAAGCCUGCCAGCUCCUUCUAUCUGUGCAUUCAGACAGAAUAGAGAUGAACUGCAUUUAUAAAUAGUUGAAUACUGGUUGUGUUGUGAGUUAGCCAUAUGUACAAGUACAAACUAGCUGAAAAAAAAAAAUCAUGUCAAGUUUGGUUUGUAUUUUUUAUUAUAGAAAGAUGAGUAAACUCAGCUGCCAUACAAGUUUCUGAAAACAGAGAUGAUAAAAAUGUAUUUUUAAUUAAUAAUUUCUUAUUUACUUUGUAAUUGUUUUAAUGUAACUGAAUAAAACGGUAAGGUUGAA